CUUGUGUUUCAGACUGACAGAGAGAAUGUAUGAGAGCCUUUCGGACGUACGGCACAGAGGGCCACCAUGACCCCUGCCGUGACCCUAAAAGAAGAGACCUCCCCCCGCCAACCCUGGACUGCUAAUUAAUGGUGGGUGUGCAGCAUCUACAGGAUGAUUGACAGCUGCUCCUCCUGAAACCCAGAAUGCCUGUGGUGCCAGUGGGCGGGGCAUCCUCCUCCCACCAUGUCGUACCUGUCGCACUGACCUGUUCCUGGCUGCUCCUGCUCUUCCACGCCGCCUUUGGUCAGAAACCAGCUAAGCUGCCACUGAUUGGCCGGAAACCCUUCAUCGCCGCCUGGAACGCCCCACUGGACAUGUGCAUCAUCAAGUACAACAUCACCACUAACCUUGACCGCCUCUUUCACAUUCAUGGGAGCCCACGAGCUGACUGGACGGGCCAGAACGUCACCAUCUUCUACGCAAACCGGCUGGGCUAUUACCCCCACUACACGCCACAGGGCGUUGCUGUGCAUGGCGGCCUGCCGCAGAACUGCAGCUUGGACCAGCACCUGUUCAAGGCCUACCAGGAUAUUAACCACUUUAUCCCCGCAGAGGAUUUCCGUGGCCUGGCCGUCAUUGACUGGGAGUUCUGGCGGCCUCAGUGGAGUCGUAACUGGCACAAGAAAGACAUCUACCGCCGCAUGUCGAGGGAACUGACCGCCAAGGCGUAUGUCAAUGUAACGGUGGCACAGGUGGAGGAGUUGGCACGGCGGCGGUUUGAAAAGAGCGCCAAGGUGUUCAUGCAGAGGACUAUCCAGCUGGGGACACGCCUUCGCCCCAAUGCCCUCUGGGGUUUCUACCUGUACCCGGACUGCCACAACUACAACCUGCAUGAGCAGAACUACACAGGCUUCUGCCCACAGCAGGAGAGGUGGAGGAACGACGAUCUGGCGUGGCUGUGGAACAGCAGCACGGCGCUCUUCCCCUCUGUGGCGAUCAGGAAAAGUAACACCAACAGCAUCAGCAACCUGCACUUCUCCCAGCACAGGAUCCGAGAGUCGCUCCGCGUGGCCUCGUUGACCUCCAAAGAGUACGACCUCCCCACCUACGUGUACCUGAGGCUGGGCUACCGAGACGAGGCCCUGGCCUUCCUCACAGCAAAAGACUUGAUCCACACUAUCGGGGAGAGUGCUGCUCUGGGAGCUGCAGGAUUCGUCAUUUGGGGAGACCUAAACCUGACCUCGUCCAGGCAUAACUGCACCAAGGUUAAAUCUUUCCUCAAACACCGCCUUGGCAAGUACAUCACCAACGUGACGCGCGCAGCCGAGGUCUGUAGUGACUUCCUGUGCCAGGGGAAUGGCCGAUGCGUCCGCCGGGACCCCCUCGCCCGCCAUUACCUCCACCUGAGCGCAGAUAGCUACCGCAUCCAGCUCUCCGUUGAUGGGGACUUUGCAGUCAGUGGGUGGCACUCACAGCACGAGAUGCAGCUGCUGACUGAGAGGUUUCGAUGCCACUGCUACGAAGGGCACGAGGGCGAGAGCUGCGACAGCAUCAACAAAGUGAGGGAGGAUGAUGGGCCAUGGAGGGAAGAGGAGGAUGAGCAGGAGAGGCGGAGGACAGAGUGGGAGGAUGAGCAGGAUGAACCGUGGGAGGGAGGGGAGAGUGAGGCGCCACUGACCUGCUACAGCCUUCCCCUGAUGUUGUUGACGCUCCUGUUGAACAUAUCGUUAGUAAAGACAGUCGUAUGACACACAGACAGUAUGUUGUUUUUUAAUUUAAAAAUGAAGACUGGUCUUUAGCUGGAUUUAAACCCAGGACUGUUUCACCCUCUUCAAAUGACCUUUUUUUGUUUAAUAUCAGUGAAUCUAGUGAUAGUUUUUUACUAAACAAUUAUCAUUUCAGCCUGGUUCCAGACCACUGAAUCACUUCCCACAUCUUAGAUUUGUUCAGUGGUUCAAAUAAGUCUGGUGCUGUGCUCAUGAACGGCUGUUUCUCUUGCCCUUUGAGAUUUAAAAUCUGAAAAUGACAUAUUUCUUUGAUAUACAUGACAGCCAACAUGAACGCAAUGUCAACAUAAAUAAUAAAAGGAAAAAUAAAAUUUUAAUUUAGUCUGAAUAUCAGGCAAUAUAAUAAGUUAGUCUUUAAAAUGUCAUAAGCCAUUCUUUAAACUACAUUUUUUACUCUGGUACUGGUUGUAAUCCAUUACUAGUGGCCAUUAGAGGAACUUCAGCUGAUCAACACUGAUCUCACACAUUAACUGAGGUCUCAGCUGAGAUCACUGCUGAGUGGAACAGAAACUGUUCAAUGUGAAAAGAAGAAACAGCUUUUUUUUUUCUCUGAGAGCUGCUGUGUUGAAAAGUAAUAUGUGCAACAACAACAAAACAAAAACGUGACAAUUCCUUUAUAAAGGAGUGUGAUGGCACUUUACAUGACACAGAGGUUUGACAUGUUGACAGAUGAGGCUUUGGUUAAUUGUACAAACAGGUGAAAUGUAUUUGACUUCUGCUAAAAUCUGCACUGCCUCUUUUUCCAACAACUCCAUCUGUUCUUUCAGGAAUGUUAAUUAGUAACUGUAAAUACUGUUUGUUAAACUGUGGACUGAGUCACAUUCAGUAAAGAGAAGGUUUCACGUGAUGAUCAUCCUGCGUCACUGCAGAGCUGAGGGUCGGAUCACAGGGAUCACAUUCUUCCUAUUUUUAAAAGCUUCAUGGUUCAAUAGAAUCACAGUAAACUCGACGAUCCUCCAGCAAAGCUUUUCAAUGCAAACUAAAAGGUGCUUAUAUUAUCUAUCACACAGCCAUAUUUAGGAAAAUAAUCAAAAGUGGUCUGUAGUGUUUUUGAAGAUUUAAGAAUUGGGGUUGCUUUAUUUCUAAGGGUAUGAAGUUCGUUUUUUUUCUCAACAAUAAGCUGUUAUUUUACUUGACAUUAUACAUGAAGUGUGUAUUUUUUGUACUGUUGCUUACAUUAUACUCUUGAAGUAAAGCUUGUCAGAAAACACCUCAUAGUUGAGCCUGUUGGAACGUGGUGUGCACAUGUUGUAGGUGCUUUUGAUUUCAUAAUAUUGUGUAUCUGUAUCUCUUCUAAAUAGUUAUAAGUAUAGGGGAUCGGGUUUGUUUUUCAAUGACUGUAUAGGCUGACGUUACUACAUCUCAGUUUGGAGGACAACAAACUAUAUUUAGUUUUGAUGAUAUCUCAUUUUGUUGUGGCUGAGUGGACUCAUUAGUUAUGUCUUUGAAACUGAUGUACAGUGCUGUAGGCAUGACGAAACACUGAACAGGAUGUAAAAGAUGGCACAUACUUUAUCUGAAUACAUGACUCAGUGGCUCUCUCCCUUUCUGUUCAAACCAAAGUGGAAACAUAGAGCGGUAAAUAAAGUGGUAUAAAAUCAUCAUGUGCAAAAAUACGACUUGAAGCAGAAAGCUGACUUAAGACUGAAUACAGGUUUUUUGAGUCUAAUAUGUUGUACCUGACCUGAAAAGAAGAACACAAAUGCGUCGUCAACUCAAUUCGUGCCACCUAGAAGAAGUCUGUUUCCACUUGUGUCUUUUCAUUAACUUUGCAGAAAAUUGCACUGCUUCUAAAAUUCAUUUUGCUCCAAGUCUGAACAGAUCUUUAUCUUUCUCCCACUAAGCAGCAUUCAAAAAACCCACCUGUUUUGUGGUCCAAUCACAGACCAGACACCUGGAGCAUUUUAAGUCGAACCAAAUCUAGAGCAGAGGUGUACCUGAGACCUGGGCCCGUAUUUAUCAAGCUCCAUCAAUUCUCAGAACUUAAGACUAAAAAGGCACUUUGAGAAGCUUGAUGAAUACCGGCCUGGUCUAAUCUAAUGAAGGUUGAGUCUCUGUAACUUUCUGGUCUUUUAAGUGAAACAUGUAGCUUCAGUCAUCUAACAUCCUGGUUCCUGGUUUAAGGUGAAUCACUCAUUUAAGUACUUUCAUCUCAAAAAAGCCUUUAGGUGAAGUUCAGGUUUCAUGAUGCAGUAACUGUUUCCUGCACUUACUGUGUUUUUUAAAUUAAGAUUGUAAACCAAAAAUGCAACAAGGACUAUGCAAUGCGAAAAAUGUUAGCUGAAUGUAAAUGCACUGCAAAUAAAGAGUUUUCCUCAGUGUUUUCUCUUUGCUGUUUUUUUUUUGUGCACAUAAAGAGAGGAUUUCAGGGGAGCUGUUGGCAGCAAUGAGAAAAAACUUCUUCUUUGUGCAAUAUGUGCACGCCACGUAUGAUGAGUGUUAGAGUCUUACAAUAGCGCUACUGUGCCGGCAGGCUUUUUUGUAAAAUAUAUCCUGGGCGGUGAGAACAUGGAAACCUGAAUCAUCUACCAGCUGGUUACUAAGGACUGAAAAGAGGAAGAAGGGUAGAUGGAGGGAUAACAUUGUCUGCUUUCUCAACGAUGAUGACACGUUAAAAAUAACUCACAUGCUUGAAAACCUGAGUGUUUCAUCUGAGAUAACCAAAUACUGGUCUACAGUACAGACACUUGUACCAUAAUUUAUGUAUUUAUGUAUGUAGAACUGUAGAAAUGGUCAAAUAAAACAUUGAUAGUAACCAUUCAA
Micropterus salmoides (largemouth bass) is the source of this 4532-nucleotide messenger RNA. It is a transcript of the gene hyal4, whose product is annotated as hyaluronidase-4. Gene Ontology annotation, molecular function: hyalurononglucosaminidase activity. The record is from RefSeq and is a predicted model, not a curated record. Gene Ontology annotation, biological process: hyaluronan catabolic process; carbohydrate metabolic process. The transcript has 4 exons. Bases 186 to 1730 code for a protein of 514 amino acids. Lineage: Eukaryota; Metazoa; Chordata; Actinopteri; Centrarchiformes; Centrarchidae.